This is a messenger RNA of Cheilinus undulatus (humphead wrasse), 3215 nucleotides long. Its product is annotated as myb-related transcription factor, partner of profilin. NCBI's taxonomy places the organism in Eukaryota, Metazoa, Chordata, Actinopteri, Labriformes, Labridae. The transcript has 3 exons. Bases 766 to 2313 code for a protein of 515 amino acids. Gene Ontology annotation, cellular component: nucleus. The record is from RefSeq and is a predicted model, not a curated record.
UAAACACUCACAUCUUUUCUGUUCAGUUGUCUUUAGCUCUUCAGACUGCUGCUUCACCUAAAACAGUGCUAGCCUGUUAGCUUAUAGCUAGCACCAUUGCAAGAUGAGCAUCUAAUGUAUGCGGAAUGCGCAACCAUUGCGGAUGUGGUGCUGUCAGAAAUGCGCAUUAAUGCGGCAGAAUACAGACGUCAACAUCACAGAGAAAACCGAGAUAGCAUUUUGAAAAUGACACUCAGUUUGAAGCAGUGUUGUGUUGUGUUGUUGUAUUUCAGCUCCGGUGGUGAAUCUCUGCCUGAUGAAGCUUCUCACAGUUUGACAACUGGCGGCUGGGUUUAGCUUUUAGCUUUAGGCUUUUACGCACUGUUGUUUAGUUUGAGAUAUAUUUUAAGAAAUAUUAAUAUAUGUGAAAACAAUAGCGAGAUUUAAGCGCUGGUACAGUAGCCAUAUAACUUUCUGGACUUUAUUGUGUAAUCACACAAUUAGUUUGUCUUUCUCUGAGAUGUUGUGAUGUCUUAUUUCUUUUUAAAAGUACUAUUAAAAUAUUAAAUUGGGAUACUUUAACUCUACAUUGCUUAUGAAGUCACUCAGUGGUAUGUGUGGCAGCUAUUGUCAAAGAAGGUUUAUGAUUAUCUGAUUCAGCAGCUGUAAGUUAAAAUGCAUUUAGCAGUAGGUUUAGUUUUACCAUGAACUUGUGUUAAUGGGGCAGCAGCUGCCAGGAUCAGAAUUGGCCCGCCAGUCAGUUCUGCUGUGAAUCAGGUCUGACCCAUGACUGAGUACUACGAGGAGGGGGGGCUGCUGUACGAGCAAUCACCUCCCAUGCACAUCAAAGUGGAGUCUCCGGAGGGACCCUUUGGAGGGGGAGCCUCAGAAAACGGCUUCCCCAGGGAGGAUGAGGACUCAGAGGGCAGCUGUGACCAAAACAGUGGAUUACCUGGGGGUCUCCCCUUCAAUGUCGUAGUGGUGCAUCCCAACAUUAUGGCACCUGGCAUGUCUUCAGACGACCUUUUGUCAAUCGAACAAAACAGAGCUAUGUCAGCCGCUUUGGCUGCUGGUGGUGCAGGAAAAAGAAAAAGUCGCUUCAGUGGUGCAGAGCUGGAGGUGUUGGUGUCAGAAGUCACUCGAUGUGAAGGAGAGCUUUUCGGUCCUGCAGGGAGGCUCAGGCGGCGGGAGAGAGAGCGCAUCUGGGCAGGAAUCCUAGAGAGAGUUAACGCUGUUUCAAGAGUCCCACGUACCCUCCGGGAGGUGAAGAAGCGAUGGGAUGACUUAAAGAGACGCAAUGGAGGCAGGCUAGCAGAUGCUCGCCACCGCAGCUGCUACCUGCCAUCCAGCAGAGGGACCUCAAUGCAUGGUCAUCCUUCCCAGACGAGCCCCAGGCUUCAACAUACCAGGCAAAAACAAAGCAUUAGACCAAAGCCCAGUUUCCCAUGCUUCCCUGACUCGGACACAGUUGUAGGAAUGGAAGGAUCAGAAAGAGAUGGUUUGGAGAAAGAUGAGGACAAUCCUGAGCGUGAAAGAGACAUGGGAGAACCUGAGUGUGAGCCAGUGGAGAACAGCAUGGAGGACAAAUUGGGGUUAGGACUCGGCCUGGGCAUAGGGCCACCUCCUUCAUCAGAACGAUGGCUUCCUCCUUCUCCCCUUUACAGUGCUCCUUUCCUUAAUGGCAGCCCCCAGCCCAGCAGUCCUCAGCCAUCACUUGGAGCGCAGGGUCCUCUGGAAGCCCCUCCACGCAGCUCCUGGCUUGAAGAUGAGCUACGAGGGUUAGGGGAAGCAGCAAUUCAACUGGGAAAUCGGGUAGAAAAGAGUUUGCGGGAAUUUGCAGAUGGCUUCAGACAGGACAUGAGAACACUUGUUGCCUCACAAGAGGCAUUAGCAGUCAGUCUACAACAAAACAAUGUCCUCUUGCAAAGGUUACUAGGAGUGCUUGAAGCCCAACAACAACCACAGCCACAGCAACACCGUGCACAACAGGCACACCAAACACAAACAUCACAACAGCACUUACAAUCACAGCCAGCUCAGCAGCAGCAGCAGCAGCAGCAGCAGCUGCAGCACAUCGAACCACAGAAGCAGCAACCACAACAGCAGCAGCAGGUUGAUGCACCUCUGCAAACGCAACUUAAGAAUAAUCCGCAGCAGAUGCCAGUGGUCACCCAGCAUUCAAAUAAUCAGUCAGCAGUAGCAUUGGCGCCCUCACCAUCGUCCCCUGAUGAACAUAGCACUUUUCCUUCUGAUCCACCAACAGACACGAAUGGGAGCAUGCAGAGGCCACGGCGAGGGAGAGCUGUUGAUCACAGACGCAGGAGACGGCGCUAAAGUAAAAGUACAAAAUGGACAUUGUGGAUAUUCAGUGUUUGAAAUCUAACAAGAAAUUACGCUUUUUUGAAAGGGUUUCUACAAAAAAUAAACAGACUUAUUAUGAGUGUUAUAUAACACUCCAAAUCAGUACUUCAUCUCGCACUUAAGUACAUCUUCAGAGAGGACUGAAGUAGAUGAGCAGAGAAGACACAUUACCUUUGAAAAUAGGGUGGCCUUAUUGUAAGGUUGGUUUCUUGACAUUAUUGUGCAAAAACAAAUUCUGGAAAAAAUGCUCGAUGGACUGCUCAUUUGAGUUUUUAAUCGCCGACACAACACCAAACUGUAGGUGCAGAUGUUUCAUAUGCAUGUCGCUGAGCUGCAAAACUCAUGAUGCUCUCUCUAGGUCAGUACUGUCUCAAUUCUCCUGAUGCACUAACUACAUCGUCGUUAAAUACCUGUAACCUGCAGUUGUUAUCCUAUAUUGUAGUUAUUCAGCUACUGUAAUUACCUGCUAAUGUAUGCAUUUGCUUUUUAACAGUUUCAUGGUAUAUACUUCUUCCAGCUUUCAUUGGACAAUAAAGUUAAACUCUGUUCUGUUUUGUGUUUUCAGAGGAAAAUAUAUAUACAUUGAAAAUAGCCAGUUUUGGUGUUUUGCAAAAUGAACAAUCUUCAAACAUAAACAUCUCAGCUGUUUAAUACUUUAAAAUCACAUGUUUACAAUGAAACUACAAAGAAAACAUACAUAUGUAGGGGCUAUUUAUUAUAAUCUUGCAUGCAGUAUGAUGGAUGUGUUUGUAGAUAGAUGCAAACAGCAUAUGGCCGUCUAAGUAGUUUUGCAAAAGCUUUAUUUUGUAGAUAACUACUGUUUCAUUGAAAUGUAACAAAGCCUCAAUAAAGACCAGACAUGAACUGAAAAUAAA